UUUUAAGGUUCUGUGACUUGCAAAGUUGAGAAAAUGGCGUCAACGGGAAUGUUUGGAAAUGGAUCUCCUGGUGCUCUCUGGUCUGGUGGCCCAACGCCUGGACAAUUUUAUAAUUUUCCUGGUGGUAAAAACAUGCCUUGCAAUGGAUCUUCAGAGCGCACGCUGAACCCCAUUGUUAUGGGAUCAUCUGUACUUGGGGUUCAGUAUAAUGGUGGUGUUGUGAUUGCUGCAGAUAUGCUUGGCUCAUAUGGUUCCCUCUCAAAAUAUCGUGACUGCCCUAGGCUUCUGAAGGUGAACGACACAACAGUGAUUGGAGCAUCAGGAGAUUAUGCUGAUUUUCAGUAUCUUUCAAAUAUUAUUGAACAACAAGUUAUUGAUGAAGAAUGUCUCAAUGAUGGGUUUGGCUACACACCAAAAAGUCUACAUUGCUGGUUGACAAGAGUUCUGUACAACCGCCGCAGCCAGUUCAAUCCAUUGUGGAAUACAUAUGUCGUCGCUGGUAUUGAUGAGGGCAAGCCAUACCUGGGUUAUGUUGACAAAAUAGGAAUGGCUUAUGAGGCUCCAUCUAUGGCUAGUGGUUUUGGUGCUUAUCUGGCUCUGCCCAUUAUUCGUGAUGCCAUGGAGAAGAAGCCUGACAUGACCAAGGAUGAGGCCGUCCAACUGAUUGACAGGUGUAUGAAACUUUUGUUCUACAGAGAUGCCAGGGCCCUCAACAAGUAUCAAUUAGCCGUUAUUACAAAAGAAGGAGUGGAACUUAAAGGACCUAUUGUAUCUGAUACAAACUGGGAGAUUGCUCAUAUGAUCAAAGGCUAUGAAUAGUCUGCCACAAGCAACAGAGUGAAUCAUCUUUCAAGUUAAUCCACUUCAUUGAAAAUUAGAGGAAAAUAUAUGUUGUUUUGUAAUUAAAAGUUAUGUUAAAAAUGUGUAUGUAUGGUGUGUGGGUGGUUUUAUUAAAUUGAACCUUAAACUGCA
Molecule: messenger RNA, 972 nt
Organism: Physella acuta
Lineage: Eukaryota; Metazoa; Mollusca; Gastropoda; Physidae
Product: proteasome subunit beta type-4-like
Cellular component (GO): proteasome core complex; cytoplasm
Source: RefSeq, a predicted model, not a curated record